AGCUGCGGCAAGUCACCGGCCGAGCGCGCACCUGGGGACAGAGUGGGGCUGAGAGCAGCCGGCGGACCUGGCUGUGCCCUGCGGCUGCCGCUGCUGCUCUUGCGGGACAGAGCCGUCCGCUUCCCUGCAUCCCUCCCUGCGCCCAGGGGUUCGAAACUUCGGCACUGUUGUUUCUGCAAGACUGUCAACUGGAUCCCUGGAGUCCUUGAUAUUUUGCUGUGUACAGUGCCUGUUGGUGGACUGUGCUGAUACUUAAAUAGUCCAAAGGGGACUGGAUUCCUGCUUGUGAUUCACUAUGCAAACUGUAGUGCCCCUGAACAAGAUGACAGCCAUCUCCCCAGACCCUGUGACUCUGGCCUCAAGUGAACACGACAAAGUCCCAGGAGCAGAAACUCCUGAGGACCAAGAAGCUAUCUCAAAAGGAGACAGGGCUGACCUAGAGUCUUUCAGACAGAAGUUCAGGUGGUUUUGUUACUCAGAAGAGGCUGGACCAAGGAAAACCCUGAAUCAGCUCUGGGAGCUCUGCCUUCAGUGGCUAAGACCUGACAUUCACACAAAGGAACAGAUUUUAGAGCUAUUAGUAUUUGAGCAGUUCUUUGCCAUUUUGCCUGGGGAGAUCAGGAUUUGGGUAAAGUCACAACGUCCUGGGAGUAGUGAGGAGAUGGUGACCCUGAUAGAAGAUUUGGCCCAAGUACUUGGAGAAAAGGAAGAUGAGAUUCUUGAAGAAAAGGAAGAUCCAGUUACUCAAGAUUCGGCUCUUUGCCAAGAGGAAAACUCAGGAGAAGAUAAAAUGGUUGCAGUUCUUUCAAAUACUGAGUCAUGUGAAACCAUAACAUUCAAGGAUGUGACUGUGAACUUUUCCAGAGGAGAAUGGAAGAAGCUGGAGCCCUUUCAGAAGGAGCUAUAUAAGGAUGUGCUACUGGAAAACUUACAUAACCUAGAGUUUCUGGGCUAUUCAGUUUCCCAGUUAGAUUUGAUUUCCCAGCUAAAGUGGAUUGAAUUGCCAAGGCUGCUGGAAAAAGAAAUCUCAAAAGACUCCAGACCUGGUGAGUUGGUGAAAGAGAGUGAGCCUAGGGAUGAAUCGGAGUCAUCUGUUCGAAAGCACGAUGUUCUUAUGGAAGGAUCAACUUUAGAAGAAGUAAUAGAAAAAUGCUUCAAGGAUGAUGGUUAUGAUUUAACAGUAGAAUUAAGGAAACGUUAUGGCAGACCUGAUGAGGGUCACGGCAAACGACAUUCAAAAGGAACACACAAGAAAGGUCAUCGGCGAGGCAGUAAGGGUGAAGAAUUUGACUCAGAAAGGGGCUCUGGUGCAAAGCACUUCAAACGAACUUCUGACUUAAUGAAACAUCUGAGAGCAUACUUAAGGAAGAAGUCUCGGCGGUAUAAUGAAUCCAAGAAACCCUUCAGUUUUCACUCAGAUCUUGUUCUGAACCGUAAAGAACAUUCUUCAGAGAAGUCACGGAAAUGCGGAGAAGGUGGGAAGGGCCUGAGUCAUUCUUCAUCUCUUAGUGAACAUCACAAACAUCAGAAAAUGCAUUUGGGAGGUAAGUCCCAGAAGUGCAGUAAAUGUGGGGUGGCCUUUACCCAAAGCUCAUCCCAUUCUGAGAGAGAAAACUCAACGUGUGAAAAAUGUCGGAAGGAUUCACGUCAAGAUACAACCGUAAAUAAAAACGAGGGAACUGAGACUGGAGGAAAAACUCAUAAAUGUAGUAAAUGUGGAAAAACCUUUAGCUAUAAUGCCUCACUCACCAAACCUCAUAGAGUUCACACUGGAGAGAAACCCCACAUGUGUAAUGAAUGUGAAAAAGCUUUCGGUGAUAGUUCAUCGGUCAAACCACGUCACAGAACUCACAAUAGAGAAAAGCCCUACAAAUGUGAUGAUUGUGGAAAAGGUUUCACCCUGAGCGCUCACCUCAUCAAACAUCAGCGAAUUCAUACUGGAGAAAAACCCUAUAUAUGUAAAGACUGUGGGAGACCCUUCAGUGACAGUUCUUCUCUUGUUCAACAUCAGCGAAUUCAUACUGGAGAAAAACCCUAUAAAUGUAAUGAUUGUGGGAAGUCCUUUAGUCAUAGCUCUUCCCUUUCCAAACAUCAGAGGAUUCACACUGGAGAGAAACCCUACAAAUGUGACGAAUGUGGAAAAGCCUUUAGACAGAAUUCUUGCCUUACUCGACAUCAGAGAAUUCACACUGGAGAAAAACCAUAUUUGUGUAAUGAUUGUGGAAUGACUUUUAGCCAUUUUACAUCUGUCAUUUAUCAUCAAAGACUUCAUUCAGGAGAGAAACCCUACAAAUGUAACCAGUGUGAGAAAGCCUUUCCUACCCAUUCCCUCCUCAGUCGUCAUCAGAGAAUUCAUACUGGUGUGAAACCUUACAAAUGUAAAGACUGUGGGAAAUCCUUCAGUCAGAGUUCAUCUCUUAAUGAACAUCACCGAAUUCACACUGGAGAGAAACCUUAUGAAUGUGACUUUUGUGGCGCAACCUUUAGUCGGAGCUCAAUCCUCGUAGAGCACGUAAAAAUUCAUACUGGCAGUAGAGAAUAUGAAUGCAACAAAUGUGAUAAGAUAUUUAAAAGUAAUUCUGGCCUUAUCAGACAUCGGUUGUUUCACUCUGCAGAGUAAUUCUGGGAAUAUAGUAAGGCAGGGGAAAUUCAUUCCAAAAUGUCCCCUUAUAAUAUCCCCUUAUCUACACCUGGAUUUCAACUACCAUAACAUUUAUGAGUAGCUGCAACGUGAAUGGGUUUGCAGCUAUAAAGAAUGUGCACCUUCAUUCAUCCCUCUUUUCAGUUGCUGGUUGGUAAAGUUAUGUGGAAAGAGAAGAAGACAUGUGAUGUGAAAUGCUUCUAAAAAGCCAAACUUAAGUUUGAAAAGUUCUUUUCUUUAGUGUAUUUCUCUUUCUUUUGCUCUUCUUCCACUGCCAUGUAGCAUCAUGGAAAGAGAACUUGACUGGACUCAGAUAACUUGGGUUCUGUCCCCAUUUGCCAACAGCUCACCAUAUAACUUUGCACUAAUCAUUUGACCCUUCUGAUGCUUCUUUGUUUCUUUGCCCGUGAAAUGAAGAGAUGGGACUAUUGAUUUCUAAGUUUCACUUUGUAUCUAUGAUAUUCUCUGAUGCUAUGGGAAUAAUUUAAACAUUUUUUUCAUCCACUAUAAUUUUCUCAUUUGUCUAGUAGAAAACUACUCAGUUGCAGGAUACUGGACGUACGAUAAUGUGAUAUACUUUUUGAAUACUUGAUGCAGGAAUCCCUAGAAUGUGAUAAAUAGGAACAGAUCAGGGAAGCUCAAAUAAGUUUGCCUUCAGGGAAUGUUCUAAUCACACAAUGCACCCCAACCUUUUUUCUUUUGGGUAUUGGCUAAAGGAGUUGAGAAUGUAAGAACUUGCACCUGAGCCAAUUUAGCCACAAAUCCUAGGAAAAUAGAUUGAGGGUGAUGGAAAAGAAACACAUGCUUAAAACAGCUAUUCUGGAUGGAUUUUCUUUUGCAAAAUAGAAUUAUAUUUUUAAAAAACUUUGUAGCAAGCACAGCCUACUGCAAUUACAGUGUAAGCAUUCUGUGUAGCAAAGGUUACAAGCAGUUAGAUUGGGUCAGAUUGGGCCCUUGGACAUGUUUUUGGUGUACAUGAUGGUAGUCUGUGUGUGUGUGUGUGUGUGUGUGUGUGUGUGUGUGUGUGUGUGACUAUUUUAAAAUUAGGGAAUUCCACGUUGAAUAAGGAAAACCAAUAGUCUGUCUUAAAAAAUUAUAAGGGUGGAUCACACUGGGCCCUGCCCUUAUUUCUGGGGAGCACUCAGCUGGUUCUGAGUAACAGCUGCCACCUUUAGAUAGGAAACCUACUGUUAUUUGCCAUGUUCUCUCAUGUAUAUAACCUGACUUUCCCUCUGAAGGAAUUUGAUAUUUUGAUCCCGUUUCCCUCUGGAAAAUACAUAUCCUAAAAUCUAAAGCUAGUAAAAUUUAGGAAAAGAAUGUAGAGUUGAUAAGAAUUAUUAUUAUAUUUUCUGUUGUGAGAUUAGACCUUAAAGGAAGGGACUAUACGGGUAUUGGUGGAUAUUCUUUAAAAAUUUCAUUAAGGAGUCUGAAUAAUAAUUUCUAACUGAAAAAGGAACUAAAGAUCCUGAGUGAGUUAGAUUUGGGUGUCAGGUCACUAGGUUGCGGAGGAGCCCCACUAACUCAACAGUGGUACACAAUUGAGUUCCUAACGUUGGAAUUUGAAGCGGUUCCAGUAAAAAGAGAACUGAACGAGAAAACUCCACAUUUACGGAAAUAAAGAGAUCUUAAUGCUGAUCAGAGACUCAGGAACGUUUGCUGUAAUGUAAUGCAUUUAGGUUUGAAAUGCUACCUCUGGAUAUAGGGUUCGCGUUUUCUUCUGGUGCCUCCUUCAUCCCGCACCCUCACAGCCUGCAGUAUAGGUUCUGCCGUGUGACAGCUGGAUCUGCAUAGUUACUGCUUAUUGGACUGGCCAGAUGUGUUCCAGCCAUGAACGGAAUGUGACCUAAGAAUCAUCCACAUUGAUGUAAGGUUUUUUUUUGUUCUCAUAAGAUAUAAUUUAUGGAAAGAAUUAAACAUGUAACUCUUAAAGAAAGUUGUUAUAGGAUGUUUACUGCUUAGACUCCCUAACUUGCAUUAGAGGAUGUUUUAUCUUGGUGUCAGUUGGGAAUCUAGAGCACAAACUUUGUUUUUCAACUUUUUGAGGUAUAAAUUACAUGUGGUUUAAAACACAGAAGAAAACAAAAUAAAACACUUUACACAUACAGUUUUAGUAAAUUUACUGAGUGUGCAGUCAUUACCACAAUCUGUUUUUUAGAAAUAUCACCUUAAUCAGAUCCCUUACACCCUGUUACAGUUCCUCUCCCUUUCUUGCCCCUUCUCCCAGGCAGUACUAGUUGAUCUGCCUUCUGUCUGUGGAGUUGCCUGUUCUGGACAUUUUAUAUGAAUGGAGUCAUACGUGGUCUUUUGUGUCUGACUUUUUUCAUUAUCAUGUAUUUAAGUUUGUCUGUGUCAGCAUGUCUGUACUUUCAUUCUUAUGUUAAACAUAUUCCAUCUUAUGGAUACUUUGUCCAUUAACCACUUGAAUUUUUUUCCAGUUUUGUACUCUUAUAAAUAACGUUGCUUUGAACAUUAGUCUGCAAGUCCGUGUAAAUAUUUACUUUCAUUUUUCUUAAGUAGAUGUCUAUGAGUGGAGUUGCUAGGUCAUACAGUAAAUGUUUGCUUAAUUUUUAAGGAAACUGCUAAAUUGUUUUUCAAAGUGACUAUAUUGUUUUACAUUUUGACUAGCAGUGUAUAGAGGUUCCUUUUUCUUUAUAUUCUUACCUGAAUUGUUACUGUCUGGUUUUUGUUUGUUUGUUUUGCUUCUUUUUUAUAGUAGCCACUAUAAAAGUGGCUCAAGUGGUAUUUCUUUGUGGUUUUAAUUUGAAUUUGCCUGAUGACUGACAAUGUUGAUUCAUCUUUCAUGUACUCUUUAGCCAUUCAUAUAAAUCUUCUUUGGUAAAAUGCCUACUCAAAUCCAUUCUAUUUAAAAUUGAAUUGCUGUUAAUUGAGUUACAACAGAUCCUUUACCUGGAUACAAGUUCUUUGUCCAAUACAACUUUCUAAAUACUGGGCCGCUGCUGAGGGAAACCACAGACCCUACUGCACAAUAUUUAUCAGUAACUAAGUACAUAUAAUUGCCUGAAUGACUUUCAGUCUGAGCCAUCACCAUGUACUUAAUUUUCAUUAUUGGAAUAAGUCAGAUCAAGAGCAGUUUUUAAACUACUCACUCCUUAUAGAAUUGAUUUUAUUAAGCUUUAUUUAGAAUUGUUAUUCUUACUUACAUUGAUGAGUAUUAAAGUUAGCCCUGUGACAAAUUUUAUUUUAUAAUGAAGCUUUUGCUUUUAAAAAUAUUUCCUUGUAAUGAGUUUCUUUUGAAGAAAUUUCUUUUAGGUCACAGGACAAGACAAGAUUUCUGUAUAUGAAUUCACUUUUUUUUUUUUUUUGCGGUGCUGGGGAUUGAACCCAAGGCCUCAUACGUGCUGGACACUCUACCACUGAGCCACAUCCCCAGCCCUUGAAUUCACUCUUAUUUUAUGUAUUUUAAAAUUCUUCUUUAAUGUAAUAAAAUAUACAUAAUGUAAAAUUAGCUGUUUGGGUCCUUUUGGGGUUGUAUAAUUCAGUAGCUUUAAUUACAUUCACAUGUUUAUAUAAUCAUCACCAUUUAUCUCCAGAACUUUUCCAUCAUCCUGAACUGAAAUUCUGUACUCAUUAAAGAAUAACUCACCAUUUCCCCUCCAUGCUUAUUGUGACCACUAUUCUAAUUUCUCUACAUAUCUGAAUUUUAGACAUUUCACAAAAAUGAGCACAUGCAACAUCUAUUCUUUUGUAUCUACCUUAUUUCACUUUGUGCAAUGUUUGGCAAACAUUCUUUUUGUUUUAAGGAAAUGUUGAAUUGGAUUUUCUAGUACAGGUAAUCUUUAUAAAAUUCUUUUGUAAGUCAUCCAGACAACAUUGGUAAAGAACACAAGAUCAUUAUGUGUAUUGUCUGUCUUGUGUUUCACUGAUUCCAUAACUAGCAGUGAGUACUCUAUAGCAUUUGCACAUGUCUUGAAGAAUUUUAGUGUCUGUAUCCAUGCCUCUUAUCUUAGAAUCUACUUCAGAAAAAUGAACAAGAAUAUCUUCAAUAUGAAUUGUACACUGGAACAAAACAACGAGAGGUUAUUUUGCUUUUGAAUUCUGAUAUAUCUGGUCUUUGACUUAGCAUAGCUAGAAUUUCAUCUUCACAAUACAAAUUAAUCUCUCGUUGAAAUUCCUUGACAGAUGGAAAUUUGUCAAAGAUAUCUGUCAUGAAUUUGAAAUUUUAGGAAAUUUCUUUGUAAAUUGGAUGUUCUUUGAAAACAGAAUAUACCCAAAGUUUUCCUAGAGCGGUGGUGUCUUAACAUCAUACAAUUCCUCUAAAACUAAAUACUUGAAAAAUUUUCAAAUUUUGAAUCAAUUGAUCUUUGAUAUUAUUAGAAACAUAUGCCUAUAUCUUCUAUGAGCAAAAUAUAAUUCUCUCAUGUAUAUAUAUUCUAUGAGCAAAAUUGUUUAAUGGUACAAUUGAAAAUUUCAGGUUUUUUGUGUUUUUAAGAGAUCUUAAAAUUUUCUAAGUGAUUGGCAUACAUAAAAUAAUUUCUUCUUUUUUGUGGCAGUGCUGGGGAUUAAAUGUAGGGCCUUGCGCAUGCUAGACAAGCGCUCUACCACUGAGCUACACCUCCAGCCUGAUUCUUUGUAUCUCACCAUGUAAAGUUCUUUUUUGUGUGUGGUCAUGCAAGAAUUAAACUUCUUUAAUAGCUGGCCGUGUUUACAGUCUGUUAAAAUUUCUUAAAAUUGUUUUUGUUUUUUAGAAAUUUAAUUUCCACUUCAUAUGACUAAUUUUGUGAAUUCUUUUUUGACUAAUUUGUAAAAAAUUAGCAAAUCUUAAAUAUCGUCUUAAGUGUUGCCUACUAUAUUAUUUUCAACACUUGAAGUCAACAACCUUUUCAUUUUGUUCUGCUGUAAAUUGCAAUCAGCAUUUAUCUUUGAAUGUGCACUAUAUUCUCCUAGUCUCUUUUUUACUGGUUAUAGUACUAGCUUCUGUAUCUGCACUGAAUUUUGCCUCAGUAAUAUACCUUUGUUUAAAAUUCAAAUAUUUUCCAUAUUUUUUGCCUAGAAAAUAAUUGAAAUAGCAAAUGUCUCAACUUAAUGAUUAUGAUUUACAUGCAAAACACUGUAACUUGUGCUGUCCGCAUAGGUAUAUUCUAACUUGUGCUACUUGCAUACAAUAUCCAAGUAAACCCAUCAUAAUAUUCCAUCUGUGCAUAGAAAAAAGUCAUCUGAACUGAAUCAAUCUGUUGAUACUGACUAGAUUGGUGAUAUGUUUGUAUGUAACACUAAAAACAAUGCACGUUCUAUACCAGUGUUAGAAGACCAGUUAGAAAACCAGUAUCCUAUGCGAUGCAAUGGUUAAAGUGAAUUGUAGUUUUGUCAAGACAAUAAAGUUGUGUUUAAUGAU
Messenger RNA from Sciurus carolinensis (gray squirrel), 7994 nucleotides. It is a transcript of the gene Znf483, whose product is annotated as zinc finger protein 483. Gene Ontology annotation, biological process: regulation of DNA-templated transcription. NCBI's taxonomy places the organism in Eukaryota, Metazoa, Chordata, Mammalia, Rodentia, Sciuridae. The record is from RefSeq and is a predicted model, not a curated record. Bases 296 to 2620 code for a protein of 774 amino acids. The transcript is spliced from 6 exons.